Penicillium expansum is the source of this 1065-nucleotide messenger RNA. Its product is annotated as putative extracellular SCP domain protein Pry1. Gene Ontology annotation, cellular component: extracellular region. The record is from RefSeq and is a predicted model, not a curated record. The transcript is spliced from 3 exons. Bases 1 to 1065 code for a protein of 354 amino acids. NCBI's taxonomy places the organism in Eukaryota, Fungi, Ascomycota, Eurotiomycetes, Eurotiales, Aspergillaceae.
AUGGACCAGAACAAUCACACCAAAACUGCAAGAUGGCUGGCCAUCCUUGUACUCCUCACCAUGCAAAUACUCAGCGCAAAAGCUGACGUAGUAACCGUCUGGACUACGGUUAAAGUGCCCGCACCAACCCAAACAGCGCCCCUAUCACCAUCUUACACUUCCCUCAACGAGUUCAAAGACGAUAUGUUGAAAGUCACGAAUGAGUACCGCGCCAAUCACGAUGCAGAUCCACUGGUAUGGAACGACACGCUGGCCGAUUACUCGCGCGAGUGGGCAGAAGCCUGUAUCUGGAAGCAUUCGAAAAGUAGCUACGGCGAGAACCUCGCAUACGGAUAUCAGAAUGUCUCUGCAGCUGUCAUCGCCUGGGGCGGUGAAGGUGCCAUGUAUAACUUCGGUAAGCCGACAGGCUUCACUGAGGAGACAGGGCAUUUCACUCAGUUGGUAUGGAAGUCGACUACGCAGGUUGGGUGUGCUGCUGUCAACUGCGGGUAUACGAAGAAUGGCAACGGGAAAAGAGAUGACGAGAUCGAAAUGCGAGAGGAUGCCUUUGAAGAUGAUCUUUUUGCAGAGGAUGCUUUCGAAGGAGUGCUGAUGGCGCCUCGUUUCAACACAGAUGAAGCCGGACGAGACGGCUUGGAAGGGCUGAAGGUCGCGCGAGGCGAGGCGAGGGCUCAGGGGUGGUAUGUGGUUUGCGAAUAUACACCCCCUGGAAAUGUUGUGGGCCAGCAUGACUCCUACUUCAAGAAGAACGUCUUGCCAAAGAAGGCGCCUGCAGUCGACUCGUCCUCGUCGUCAACCACGACUUCCGAGGCUUCUUCUACGUCUACGCCUGAGCCGUCGCCGAAUGCCGCGACAUCCACUACCAUCGGGAGUCAGAGUCAGCCUACGGGAGGUGCUAUAAGAUUCGCGCUGGACUCGACAUUGGGGAUGAUGCUAGUAGCAUUGGGAACGGUGGGGCCAUCUCUCAUGCUUAUCCACAUUGCACAUUUGGUCGGGAGGCGCACCGCUCGAUCUAUUGAUUUUUGGAAUGUCCCGAUCCUCACUGGGCUUGCCCAGGGGACCUAA